This is a messenger RNA of Rotaria sp. Silwood1, 2424 nucleotides long. NCBI's taxonomy places the organism in Eukaryota, Metazoa, Rotifera, Eurotatoria, Philodinida, Philodinidae. The record is from the annotation of a GenBank genome assembly.
AUGAAAUAUUCAGAUUGUUCAACUUAUGACCCAUGUGGUCCAUAUGGCUAUUGUCAAGAUAAUAUCGAUGGUAAUUGGGAAUGUCAAUGCAAAUUUUGGUGGAUUGGAACGUUUUGCAAUCAACAAUCUAGUAGUGGUAUUCAAGUAAUAACACUUGGUAUUUUAUCAGGUAUCCUGAUAAUUGUGUUCCAUGGCCUUUCUACUUAUUUUUCAAUAUAUAAGAAAAAGCAACAUAGACAAGAAGAAACAGAAAAAGCUAAGCAAAAUGAUUUAUCUAAUCCAACACGGAUACAUAUGGCAUUCACUAAUGUAAAAGAAUCAGCUCGUUUUUCGUCUUUUUUUAUUGCUAUUUUGAUGUUAAUAAUAACAGUAACAGGAUUAAUUGUAAAAUGGUCCCUUUUACGACCAAUUCAUAAUGAAUUAGUUAAUAAAUAUAAACGAGCAGAUUUAUUAUUUUAUGAAAGAAAUUCAAUAUGCACUUUUAUCGAUUUGGAAGAUUUCAAUAUGUUAACAUUUCCAGUAGCAUGUUUUUUUUUGUUGAUUUUCAUUAUUUUUUCAAAACGAACAUCAUGCAUGAAGCAGAAAUUAAAUGGACAUGUUGCACCUAUAGUACCAAUUGAUUUUUAUGUACAUAUAAAAAGAAAAUUUGCUGCUGUUGUAUUUGCUAUUAUUUCUGAUGAACUUUUGGAUAUUGUUAAUCAAGUUAUUAAUGGAAAUACACCAAAAGGAGAAGGUGUCAUUGUGGUUUAUUUAUUACGAAUAUUAAAAGUAUUAUUUAUUGGUUUUCGUUAUUAUCCUAUAUUAUCUGCUGUUUAUAUCGAUUCAAUUCUAACGCUUGCAUGUGCUACACUGUAUGCUUGGUUCGAUUUUAGUAUUUCAAUAGUUUAUCAAGGUUUAUGUCAAAGUGAUUUUUAUCCAUCAGAUGAUAAUUUUGAUGAAACAAAUGGAACAGAUAUUGCACGAUUAUUUGAAUAUUAUGGCACAGGUCAAAAUUUAAUAAUCAUUCAAUUAUUUACAGAUAUUCCUCGAUAUCUCUGUUGGUCAUAUAUACUUGUGAAAUUACCAAUUUCAUUAAUAAACAAAAUUGUUCAGAUAAGAAAACAUACAAAUGAAGAUCAAGCCAAACAUUUACAUUUAACAAGAGAAGAAAAAAUUCUUUUACAUUCAUCAACUAUUUAUUCUGUUGACAUAUCUUAUGUACGAAAUCUUUUUCGACCAAUUCAUCAACGUAUAACUAGUCGUUUAUUUUUGGCACAUUUAAUACCAAAAUUCAUCUAUCAAUGGCGUGAUGAUUUUCGUUUUUCAUCACGUAUACUUUGUGUUUAUUCAUCAACAUUUCUUCUUUUAUUUUUUAUGACAAUUCAAGCAUGUAUACUUGUUAUACCAUAUUUAGAUGAACUACAAUAUUCAUUGCAACAAUUAAUUGAUCAAAUAUUAACAUCAAGCGAUCAACAAAACAAACAAAGUAAAUUUCCAUUGCCAAAUUUUGUUCGUCCAUAUGUUUUUGCUAUAUUAACAGCAUUAAUAGUAACAAUAAUUCAAUUAUUAGUUUUAUUGACAAAUAUUCGACGGAAUUUAUUUCAAAUAUUUCGUGGUGAUGAUUCAGAAAUUCCAAAAAGGGAUAAAUCAAAAUAUCUUAGUUACAGUACAGGUAAUUUUCAUUUUGCUGGUUUUUUCAUUGGUUAUCUUACAUGGGGUUAUGUUUUAAUUGCUCUAUUUGCAUUGAUUAUUUAUAUAUCUAUUGAUGCUUUUAUCACAUUUGGUAGUGUUAAACUUCUUGAAAAAAUUCUUAAAAUUAUAAUACCAAUAUUAUUAUUAAUUUUAUUUAAAAUGUAUCUUAAUAAAUUAUUAGCAAGAUAUGUUUUUUUACAAUAUCAUGGAGAUAUAUUAGCAAUAAAUAAUCGACGAGUACUAAUGAUAUUUUUAUAUUUCAACUUUUUUCUGGAUUCAUUUCUUGGUUUUAUAUCAUCAAUAAUACGUAUUAUUAAAAGUAUUAUUGGUGGAUGUUUAUAUAUGUCUCGUCUUGAUUAUUCGCCAAUGGGUAGAAAACUUGAAACAUUCGAUGCAGGUUUUUCAGCCUAUUGUGGUUUUAUUCAUAUGGAAGCUGUACAUCGAAAUCCGAUUAUGUUAGUCACUGCAAGUUAUUUAUAUAGACGCAUGAAAGUCAAACAGUAUAUGACUAAAAAUCUUAUGAUGAUGAAAAAUGAUAACAAAAGUUCCAAAGAUUAUUCAUCAAAGGCAAUUCAAAAAUGGUAUUUAGCAGUACUUUUAUUACGAAAUCCAUCAUUAGUAUUCUUAAGAAAACAUGCUCUUUCUCAAAUUGAGAAUAAGAAACUGAAAACUUUGAAUGAAAUCAACAGAAGACAAUCGAAUAUUCAAGAAACAUUUCGUCGAUCAAGUCUUGUUUCAGAGAUUGAUUUGUAA